Pseudozyma hubeiensis SY62 is the source of this 2862-nucleotide messenger RNA. RefSeq lists its product as hypothetical. Gene Ontology annotation, biological process: 'de novo' L-methionine biosynthetic process; isoprenoid biosynthetic process; transsulfuration. The transcript has a single exon. The record is from RefSeq and is a predicted model, not a curated record. Bases 1 to 2862 code for a protein of 953 amino acids. Gene Ontology annotation, molecular function: pyridoxal phosphate binding; mevalonate kinase activity; ATP binding. Gene Ontology annotation, cellular component: cytoplasm. Lineage: Eukaryota; Fungi; Basidiomycota; Ustilaginomycetes; Ustilaginales; Ustilaginaceae.
AUGUCGGCGUCCCGUGACAGCUACAGCGUGGCCUCCUCUCAGGCGUCCACCAUCACCCCUUUCAGCACCGACGUCGCCUCUUCCGUUGCUUCGCUUGACUCUUCCGUCCCUACUUCCCCCGAACCCUCCGACAUUGGCGACGAUGCCGAUCACAAGCUCUCCUUCAUCUCGCACAAGGACCGUCGUGGUCCCAACGGCUACCGCUUCGCCACCCAGUGCGCCACCGUAGAUGACCCCAACCACAAGGAUCAGUACGGCUCCUCUUCGACACCCAUCUACAUGUCGGCCACCUUCAAAGGUCUUCCCGGUGCCGAAUUCGACUAUUCUCGCUCGGGCAACCCCACCCGCUCCAUGCUUCAGCACCAUCUCUGCCAGCUUCAGAACUGCAAGUACAGCUUUGCCGUCUCCAGCGGCAUGGCCUGCCUCGACGUCAUCACUCGCAUCGUCAAGGCCGGCGAGCGCAUCAUUGCCGGCGAUGACCUCUACGGUGGAACCAACCGUCUUCUGGGCUACCUCGCCUCGCACCAGAACAUCCACACCGACCACGUCGACACUACCGACGCAUCCAAGGUCGAAGAGAUGCUCCAGAAGCGAAGCCAAGACGCUGCUGCCGGUCUUUGCGGCAAGGUCAGCAUGGUGCUCCUCGAGACUCCCACCAACCCAUGCCUCAAGAUUUGCGACCUUCAGCGAUGCGCUGCUGCUGCCAAAAAGUGGGCUCCCGAUGCUGUCGUCGUCGUCGACAACACCAUGAUGUCGCCCUACCUCAUGCGUCCUCUUGAGCUCGGCGUCGACGUCGUCUACGACUCCGGCACCAAGUACCUCUCGGGUCAUCAUGACCUUAUGGCCGGUGUCAUUGCCUGCGAUCGUGACGAUCUUGGCAAGCAGAUCGCCUUCACCAUCAACUCGAUCGGCAAUGCGCUCACGCCCAUGGAUUCAUUCCUCUUGCUUCGUGGCAUCAAGACGCUGGCGGUGCGCAUGGAUCGACAGCAGGCUUCUGCCAUCACCGUGGCCCACUAUCUCGACUCGCUUGGAUUCAAGGUCAACUAUCCCGGUCUUGCCUCCCACCCUUCCAAGGCGGUGCACGAUAAGCAGGCUGCCGGUCCAGGCUCGGUGCUCAGCUUUGUUACGGGCGAUAAAGCGCUUUCGGAACGCAUUGUGGGUGCCACGCGUCUGUGGGGCAUUUCGGUUUCGUUUGGCUGUGUCAACAGUCUGAUCUCGAUGCCCUGUCUCAUGUCGCACGCAUCGAUCGACCCGAAGGUCCGUGCGGCCCGUGGCAUGCCGGAAGACCUCAUCCGUCUCUGCGUCGGCAUUGAAGACGAGCGCGACUUGCUUGACGACCUCCAAAACGCUCUGCUUCAAGCCGGCGCCAUCCGCCGCAAACCCUCUUCUCGAUCCACCGCACUCGCUUCAACCAGCGAAAGCUCUCGCGCAGCGUCCCCAGAUCCCAUUGCCUACGAACGUACGCCUUUGCAUACCGAGGAGCAGACCCAGCAGAACAAGGUGGGCAGCUUGGUCGACGACAUGAACCGUGCAAAGCUCGAGACUCGUGGCGGUGAGGGGGAACCUCGCCUUGCUCAGGAUCACCCGCCGCCGUCAUCGGUGGUGGUCAGUGCACCUGGCAAGGUGAUCCUCUUCGGUGAGCACGCAGUAGUUCACGGUGUCACUGCUGUUGCUGGAUCGGUGGCGCUGCGAUGCUAUGCCAACGUUUCGCCCCGCGAGGACGGCAAGAUCUCGCUCGAUCUGCCCGAUCUGGGCGUCGUCCACACUUGGAGCAUCGACGAGCUCCCUUGGUCUGCAGUGCCCAAGUCGCUCCAGAGCGGCGGCGCUGUGCCCGACUCGCUCGACCAGACGCUCGUCAGCGCCAUUGAAAAGGUCGUGGGUGACACUGUCAACGAGAGCGAACGAAGCCAUGCUGCUUCGAUCGCUUUCCUUGUGCUUUACAUGUGCAUCGCUAGACAGGCGGAUGCUCGCGCUCAGGCCUUCGUUCUGCGCUCGGCUCUGCCCAUCGGUGCUGGCCUGGGAUCAAGUGCUGCGCUCAGCUCGUGUCUCGCUGGUGCGCUCACCAUCCUCUACGGCCGCAUUCCUGCCCCUGCUGGCGAGGUGUCGGCGGAGCAUUCUGCCUACGUCAACCAGUGGGCAUUCCUGUCCGAGAAGGUGAUCCACGGCACGCCUUCUGGCGUCGACAACUCGGUGGCCGUGCACGGUGGAGCUAUCGCUUUCACGCGCGCUCACCCGAGCAACACACUCACCGCCAACAAGAUGGACAAGCUCAAAGGAUUCUCCUCGUUCCGCUUCCUGCUCGUCGACAGCUGCGUCGGGCGUGAGGGCAAGAAGCUCAUCGCUCACGUUGCAGCUCAGAAAGAAUCCGACCCGACUCGCGUCAACGCUGCCCUGGCUCGAAUCCAGACCAUCGCCGACGCAGCUCAGAGCGUGCUGAGCGGCAACUCGGGUCUCUCGCGUGCCCAGCAGGUGGCACAGCUUCGCGAGUUGAUCAAGCACAACCACGCCGAACUCGUCGACCUCGAGGUGUCGCAUGCCUCGCUCGAGUUGAUCAAGAACAAGACUGAGUCGUUCGCCCCCGAGCAGUUGGCUACCAAGCUGACGGGUGCGGGUGGAGGAGGAUGCGCCGUGACGCUGCUGCCGGACGAGUUUGAGGAGGAUAAAGUCAAGGAGCUGAUGAGCGAGCUGGAAAACGCUGGAUUCAAGUGCUACGAGACCAGGGUGGGAGGUGACGGAUUCGGUGUCAAGCUGCUGCAGGAUGAGCAGGAGGAGGCCGAAGCAAAGUUGCGCUUCCAGGAGGCGAGCGUGAGCAAGGAGCUGGCCGCAUGGGCUGAUGGACAGCAGGGCUGGGUGUUUGCUUGA